Closterium sp. NIES-67 is the source of this 2297-nucleotide messenger RNA. The record is from the annotation of a GenBank genome assembly. Lineage: Eukaryota; Viridiplantae; Streptophyta; Zygnematophyceae; Desmidiales; Closteriaceae.
CCGCGCCCUUGUUGAAUGAGAGGGCACCGAACGACCAGCUGCACUCAUUUGACCCAUCACAAGCCGUCGCUAAGCCGACCAUCGAUCCGUUCGGUCGCUAUGUUCUCGAGAUUCGCGGCGUCGUUGCGUCGCGGGCUGUAUCGCCACCACGCGCUGCUUCUCAAGGCGUCCGUCUCGCUCUUCCUCGCGGUCGUGCUAUGCCUCGCCGUCGACCCUCUUGAAUGGAGGCAGGAGCCCCCGCUGGACGUCUCGCACUGUGCUGCCGACAUGGCCCCCACCGCCCCUGCUGCGCGCCCCACGUCGGCACGCUUUGCGUACGUGACGCUCAUCACGUCGCCCAGCUACGUGAUGGCGGCGCUCGUGUGGUGCACGGCGCUGCGUCUCACGGGCACGCAGCAGCACCUGGUGCUGAUGACGGCCAUGGACGCGCCGCUCACCGUGCCCGCGCUGCACGAGCACUUCGACCUCGUGCUGCCCGUGCCGCUCGUGCCCAGCAAGUACGGCGCCAAGCACUUUGCGAAGCUGCAGGCGUGGCGGCUGGAGCAGUACGAGAAGGUGGUGUUCCUGGACGUGGACGCACUGGCGCUCUGCAACCUGGACCACCUGUUCCAGCGGGACGAGCCCACGGGCGCGCCCAGCUACUUCACCGAGGCCUUCAACAGCGGCAUGCUCGUGCUGCAGCCAUCCCAGGCCACGUUUUCAUCGCUGGUAGCCAAGAUUGACGUGCUGGGCUCCACCGACUAUGCGGACCAGGGCUACCUGAACCGCUUCUGGCCGGGCUUUGCCAACAUGUCGGUGGCGCACCGCCUGCCGUACCGUUACAACGCCAUGGUGCUCUACCCACGCAACUACCCGCCGCCCCCCUGGUACGACGUGGAGCGCGCACACGAGGUGCUGGGCCCACUCAUGGUGGUGCACCUGGGGGGGCCGUGGGGCAAGCCCGCAGGCAUGGGUGCCAACAGGCCUGUGCAUGGCCCCAAUGGCUGCCACUGGUGUUUCGCAACAGGCCAGCAGCCAUAUGCCGUGUGGCUGCGCCUCUGGUACAACGUGUCGCUCGCGCUCUAUGACAACUGCUGGCACCCGCUCCCUGUGGGGGAAAGUGCUGCAAGCGCUGUGGGGGGGGGCGGGCAGGAAGGCGCGCAGGGUGGGGAGGAGGGAGGGGAGGGAGCAUUGGGCAAUGGCUUUUCCCUCACAGCAGGCUUGCCAAAUGCGGCAGACUAUGAGAGGGAAGGGCCGGGAAAGGAGCCACGUGCUGCUGGUUGGGUGAGGGGGAGCAUGACAGAGAGUGCAGUGGCAGUGGCACCUGGUGGCGUGAGUGGCAGUGGCGGGCGCGUGGCAGUGGCGACAGUGGUGGGCGAGCACAACCAGCACGCUGCCGUGGUGUGGGUGCUCUCCUACAACAAGCACCACCCGCCAGGCCCCUCGCGACUCCCCACACUGCUGCUCGUGCUGGCCACGGUCCCCCUAGCCCAGCGGCAGCUGCUGGCGCCGCUAUUUGACCGCGUGCAUGUGGUGGAGCCGCUGGGCCACCCCGGGGGAGACAGCGAGCAGCUGUCAGUGCUGCAGGUGUGGAACGAGACGGACUAUGAGCGCCUGCUGUAUGUGGACGCGCUCUCCCUCUUCACCGCCAACUGCCACGAUGCCGUCUCCGCCUUCCACCCCUUCGCUGCUCCCCCCCUGCGCUUCCCCCCAGACAUGUUCUCCACGCGUGUCAUGCUGCUCCAGCCCGACCGAGACGUGCUGGCGCACAUGCUGCACGAGCUGGUGCAGCGUGCCAACCGCUUUGAUUUCCUGGACGUCUUUCUCAACGCGUACUACGGCACUUGGUUCUACGAGGCGCCGCAACACCGCAUGCCCUACGCCUAUGCCGUCAACCUUAGGUACAACCAGAGGCUGCGGCAGUACCAUCCACACCCCCGCAUUGUCACGUUUGAUGGCGACUCCCCGCUGCGAAUGGAUGUGCGUGUUUGGGAAGACCCCACUGGAGGUCCCAAUUAUGGGCACGUGUGGCAUGGGUACUGGCAAGAUGCCCUCACACGGUGGCCCUUGCUGCGUUCCUUACAGGCUAUAGGAGGCAGAAAGAGGUGAGGCAAUGCACGGUGUGAUGGCUGAGGCUGCUCCGAGUAGCUGCAUGUUGGUAACUUUCCGUAUUUGCCCAACAAAAGCACCCUUGAAAAUUAAAGUCACACCGGGUCUUAUUGUCAAACAUAUUAGUAUAUGUUUAUAGGCAAGCUAGGAGCAUGCCACAGAGAGUACAACACUUCGAACAAAACUACCGUGUAUGCCCUUUUCUAGUU